This is a messenger RNA of Acanthochromis polyacanthus (spiny chromis), 15181 nucleotides long. RefSeq names its product gamma-glutamylcyclotransferase-like. The transcript is spliced from 11 exons. NCBI's taxonomy places the organism in Eukaryota, Metazoa, Chordata, Actinopteri, Pomacentridae. Gene Ontology annotation, molecular function: gamma-glutamylcyclotransferase activity. The record is from RefSeq and is a predicted model, not a curated record. The coding region runs from base 11589 to 12143 and encodes 184 amino acids.
CCUCCCUCCCCCUGUCUCUCCUCUUCCUCCUUCUCCUCCUCCCCCACUGACAGGCCGCUGGAGUCUCCGGAUUUCGGAGCACAAGGACACACUCUUCGUCCUUCGGAGGCUCCCUCCACUCUCUCCCUCCAACACUUUUUCUGUGGAGUGGGCUCCUGUCUCUCCUCCUCCUCCUCCCCCUGUCUCUCCUCCUCCUCCUCCCCCACUGACAGGCCGCUGGAGUCUCCGGAAUUCGGAGGACAAGAACAAACUCGUCUUCAUCCUUCGGAGGCUCCCUCCACUCUCUCCCUCCAACACUUUUUCUGUGGAGUGGGCUUCUGACCAACCGGCAGGAGCCGCUCCAGUGAAUGUUAAUAACCCCUCUGCCCUACCUCCGCAGCCCCAGCAGCCGGCUGCCAAGCCUCGUGCAAAGGCAGUGGGUCCGGUUCCAAAGUGGGUCAGGAACCUUCGGGCCCUCAUAAAGUUGAGGAACGGGCAACGCCGCCCCCCAAGGUAAGAUCCCUGCUGGACCUUCUGCCAGGGCUACCCCCAGGUAGCCUCAUUAACUUUCAUUUUAGUUAAAUUUAUUACUAGUUUAAUUUGAAAUAUUUUAGCAAUGUGUGAUUUCCUGGAUGUGAUCGAUCAGAUUUUAUUGGAAUGAGUCUGUUGUGAUUAUGUCUGAUCAGAUCUACUCCAGAUUUAUUUGAAUUUAAUUUGAAACCUUUUAGCAAUGUGUGAUUUCCUGGAUGUGAUCGAUCAGAUUUUAUUGGAAUGAGUCUGUUGUGAUUAUGUCUGAUCAGAUCUACUCCAGAUUUAUUUGAAUUAAUUGUCUUAGACUGGGUUUUGUGUGAUUCUUUGAGCUCGGUUCUUGUCAGUGGGACUCUGGUCAGGGUGCCUGUAAGAGGUGUGAGUGGAUCUGGGGGGGAUGGUGUGAAACAUCCAGCGGUCCCCCCCUUACAGUGAAGCUCCACUGAAAGGUGAACAGGAUGCAGACAUCAUGUCACGGAGGAGGAACAUGUGUCUGUAUCCCACCCUGGACCCUCACUGGAGUCUACAGCCACAAUGUUAGUGCGGCUGGAUGAACCCGAGCAAAGAGCACACGGGAAGACAAGACUGAAGCUAAAUUGAGAGUUUUAAUGUGUCAAAGGGAGGGAUCUGUUGACGGAGGAAACGGAGGGAAACUGGGAAGGGAGAGACGGAGACUGGAGACCAGCGGCUGAGCAGACAGGUGGAGUGGGGCGGUGAGGCGGCAGAGAAUGGGCAGAAGGGUUAGAUCCUUUGGCGGGUGGGUUUGCCAAUCGUUCCAGGGGGCCAGUGUACACACGGAGAUCUCCACAGCAGAGGGGGUUCCACGAGGACCAAAAAGGAGGCAGAGCAGGAGAGAUCUGGGCAGCAACAGCAUCGAACUAGGCACAGGAGAACACGGAGAGGGAGAGCGAGUGGGAGAGAGAAAGGAUCAGGUGGAGACAGAGGUCCUGAUACACAAAGAUCAGAGUUCAGGGAGUCACACUGGGAUAUAAGGGGUGGGGGGUUAAAUGUGUUAUUUAAAAUCAGGGUGAAGGUCUCGCCGCCUGAGGGAAGUCUCCAGAAAAAAAGGUAAGAAGUCAGUCAGGAUCCUGUGAAUGCUGCUGCAUGAGAAGGUGAGUUUGGGAUUUGUAUUUUUCAUCCAUGCAUCUCAUAUUUUGACAUCUCAACAAUGACAACGCCUCGACGAGAUUCUGCCGCGUUUUUCUUUUUGGUUUCUUUCAGGCGGACGACCCCGGGACCCAAGAUAGAGACGAGGACGACCCCAAGAGACGACAAAAGACGAGACAGCGAAGACGAGCGACCGAACCCCGACAGAGAAGAAGCCAGAGACGACGACCGGCCAGUGAGGAGAAGGAACGACUUUACUGAGACUUUACUGGAUGCGCUGGUGCUUCAGAGAUGAUGGGAGGCAGAUCCAGGACCAGUGCAUGACUCAUGACACCAUUCAAUUAACACAAGAGCUCUCUCUCCAAGACCACCAGACUAAUAAAAGAUCAAAUCAAGAAACAAGACCAGGACCAGCCCAUGAUGUGGAAGAGGGGAUGAUUAUUAUAGUGACACAGAAGGAGGAAGUCAGAACACCCAGAGAAAAACCAUGCAGUCCCAGAGAGAUCAUGAACAGAAAGAAUGAACUGAGCAGCAGAAGACAAAGAAAGAGUUGGAGGAGCCCCAAGAUGACGGAUCAGCGACAGAAGAACCAGGACGGGAAGAUGAAGAAGAUAAAGACCAGUCCAAACAAAGAAGAAGAUGAACUCCUCCAGAUAUCACCAAAGGUUUCUCUGAAUCUUGGAGCUCCAUGUGUCUGAUCCGCUGUUUUUGGCCUCAGCGACCUCCAAAGCCUUCAACUUCUCUCCCUCCUCUUUACCCUCAAACCAACCAGAGUUUUGCUUUUAUUUUUCUUCCCAGAGGGAAGUUUUUUUUGCCUUACCCCAACUGGAGGUUUUUUUCAACUUCCUGGCAACAGGAAGUUUUUUUCCUCCAGAUGGGCUUGAUUUGAUCACACUACAAAAAGAGAGAGCCUCAAAUAAAAAACAAAACAACACAACAGAACUGCAUCUGUUUAAAAGUGUAACAUGACGGACCCUUCAUUUAAUAUUUGUUUUUGGAGAACAUAUUUUAUGGCUACAAAACAAUGUUAGUCUGAAUCAGAAAGCCUUUAUUGCCAAGUGAGUACACACAGGGAAUUUGAUUUGGUGCCUGGCAACAACAACAGACAGUAAGUCUGAAAAACGUGGUUUCAAGCCACUGGUUUCUCAAAAACGCCUGGACUCCAUCUUAAAACUGCACAGCAUUGGAACAUACUGCUGGUUGUGUGAUUACUUGGGGUUAAUACACGAGGUAGUAAAUUUGCUAAAUGCACAAAUGCUGCUUACAGUGGUAUUAACAGAUUGUACUAAUUUAAAACUACACUACAAAUUCUGUAGGGUUUCUAUUAGAGUACUUUUACAUAUUUCUCACAAUGGCCUUCACAAGUUAAAACAAGUCUGAGGGAUAUUUAUUCAGGUGAAUUUUUUGCCUGAAAUAACAAUAAUGAACAAUAAUUAGAUAACCGUUUAUGUGGCUGACGUUGAUAUUUUAAUAGACUGGACUGACAGAAUUGUGUAUCCACCAGUUUGAUUCUCUGUCUAAUUUAAAGUCGGAUUCAUGCUUUAAUUGAUGGAAAAAUGAAUUUAAAUUGAAGUAACUGACUGAAAUUAGCCUAAUAAUUACAGGACAUCAAUAAUUACGCCGCCUUUAUACAACCUCCACCUUGCUCAUGAGCAAAUAUGUAUUUACAAACAUUUAAAAAUGGAGUUUGCACCAGAAAAACAAGCUCUGUUUUCAAUUCAUGCAGUAUUUUGUUUAACGAUCUUGACUACAGUAACUGAAAAUGUCACUGAUGGAACAAAUCUGAUAUUGAAGUGAAUCAUUUUAAAGGUGGCGCAGAAACACUGGCAGCUGUGAAGGUUUUUGAGUUUUACUGGUAAUCAUUUUUAAUGUUCAGUGUUCUAUACAUCAGAAUGAAUAUACCAAAACAAGAGUGCAAUGGCUUCAACAUUAUUUUUCUGUGGCAGGUAGCUGAUAGUAACAUAUAGUACAAAUACUAUACCUGAUACUGAUUGUUUAGGCCCAAACAGAAAUGCUUCUCAGAACAAGGAAAAAAAAAACUUAUUUCAAGGAACUUUUACUUUGAAAUAAGUGAAAAAAAUCUGGCAAUAGAACAAGUGAAAAAUGGUUUGGUAAGAUUUCUUGAAAUAAGAUAUGAUGCUUAGAAUAUUGAGAUCUCACAAUUAUCUGGGAAAACUUGUUUUAAUCUAUAUUUUAUCAGGAUUGUCAAACUUAGGUGUCUUAAAAUAAUAGCAAUUUUUCACUCAAAAAUAGAUUUCCGCUGUCAUGUAACCUCCUAAUUUGAGAUGUUUCAACUGUAAGAAUUUUCCAAAGACCUCUGGAAUUUCAGAGAUGAAACUCAGCUGAGUCAGAACUCUUUUCUCUACAGCAAGAUUGGGACAGUGUAUUUCUAUGUGUUUUAUUCACAGGAGAAGGACAUUCAGAUCCUUCACUUGAGGAUGGAGCUCCUGUAAUCAUUUCCUGCACCUGGAAGAACCUGUUCUUUUUGAAGACAAUGACUAUCACUUUAUGCUUAAAUAUUUUGUUGGACAAAAACCUUAUUUUUGCUCUAACCAAAUUCCUCUCCCCUCUCAGGAAUGCACUCUCAGAGACAUCGCUGCCUUCCACCAGAUCAGAUAACAAGCCAUAAAAACUUUUAUGACCCUGCUACAGGAGAGACUGGUACAGAGGAAGAGCCACAUUCUCUUCAACUGAACUGAAACAAAAGAACACAGAUUAAUAUUUCUGAUAUGUAUUUUGUUCUUUCAGCUUUACCAAAAUUUCUGACAGUGUUUCAUCGUUAACAUAUCCGAAAAUCAUGAUUCUAUCUUUCACAGAAGUGGAUUUAUUAAUUUGUGAGAUUGAAUCUGAUUUCUCCCUUUUUAUUUUCUUAUCUAGGUUGAAAGAAUGAAUCCCUGUGUUUAUUCUUUCUCAUAUGUAUGACUUGUUAUAUUUGUACUGUGACAUAUAUAGUUUAAUGUCCUAAACAUAAACAUGUAGUUAUGGAUGAAAUAAUUAACAUAAUUCUAUACACGUGUUUCACUUUCACACAACAGAAUAUGGUGAAGGAAUAGACAGAUCGCGUUUUAAUCAUUUAGUAUCCCAAUGUUUUAAUUCCUUCUGGAGUAGUUUUCCAUCUCUCUCCAUCUCUCCUCUUUGAGAACAAAGAGAGUCGUAUUACCACCCAGAGAUUCGCUGUAACUGCCUCUCAUCAGCAGUUUUAGUUUAUGGCGUGCGGAACUAAUUGCCGCCAUACCUUUGUUUCCGUCCAUGUUUUGAUUAGCGCAACACCAAUGGCCUGACGCGCCAGGAAACAAAGAAAAAAAAAAGUCCGCCACAGAAGCAAACUGAAGAAAAAAGCAGACUAAGAGUAAAGAUUAACAGGUGAACAUAAAAGACAAACCAAGACAAGGACAAGAUAAGACAAAGAGGAAGAUUUAGACCCUCACUAGAGCAAGGCAGCCUACGAGGUAAAUUUAUAGAUUGUUCUUUUAUGACGUGCGUAAGUGUUAAUGUAAGCUGUUAAUAUUGUAGUGCGGGAAAUGUGUAUGCUAAUCUGUGAUGUUCUGAUUGUGAUGUGCUGUAGCUGAGUUGUACAUACUUGCAUUCCUUUUUAUUUAUACUCUUUAUUUUUUCCUCUUAAACCCAGUUCUCACGGGUUUCUAAGGAUCAAGUAAACUCAGUUUUAAACUAAAGACCUCGUGCCUCAUGCCUGUUUCUGGGAGAGUGCUACAGUGAGAACUCGACUGCUUCGAGCACGAGCAGACGAGGACCGCAGUGCCAGAAGACAGAGAGCCAGGGAGAGAGGAGAUGACUUCCUGUCCUAGCCUCUAAUAACAUCGCCUACACCGCUACUCAAGAAGCUUCAGUCUCCCUGAAGGUCCAGGUGCCACAUUGGGAAUUAGAACUGCAAUAAGGAACAGGAAAAGAAUAAAUUUGUAUUAUAUUUCCUUUAUUGAUCCUUAUUCACUUUGUUGUUGUUGACUUUCAUUGAGGAUAAUACUGCUCUGACCUUGAUAUUGUGUUCAUGAAUAGGGUACUGUAAAUAUUAUCAAUAUUUGUAGUAUCAAGAUUAAGUCAGCAUAUAAUUUACUGCAUCUAAGGUGAAUUAACUUUACUUAAGUAACUAUUCAAAAAGGUCCAUAUCAUAGGGUGACCAUAUUCUGUUUCUCUGAAAAGAGGACACACUUCCAGCUCGCACGCGAAAAAUUUUCAGUCCCCCCCCCCCCCCCCCCCCCCAUUUUUAGGGGUUUUCCAUGGGUCAGGGGGCUUUGUGCUUCAAACUCAGUUAAACAGAUAUUCUGAAUUUCCCAGAAAAGAACACUUUACCUGGAUAUACAGAAAAAUAGCCCAAAACACUCACAAACAGUUGCUUUAUAAAUAAUAUAUUCAUUAAUUUAAAGCAAUUCUCCUAAACAAUAUAAUCAGUCACAUACAAAUAUGGCAUGCUCCAGUCUUUAAUAGUUAUUGACUCAAGUUGUGUAGGAACACAUGUAUUCAGAUGUUUAACAAAAUAAGAAAUAAUCAUCUCUCUUAAGUCUGACACUUACACCUUAGUUAGGAAAAGUGAGGUAGAGUACCAUUCUUCAAAAUAACCUUCCAAUUAUCAAUUAUGUAAAAAUAGAAAUAAUGCCUCAAAAUAUUAAACAAAAAGAAAAAAGAGAGGUAGCCUAUUCUUCAAUGUUCAGUUAGGCCAUUCUUCAAAAUAAUGUGUCUAAUGGCAAAUGAAAAAAAUAUAGAAAUAAUGCCUCAAGUCAACAGUCCUUUUUUCCUUCUUUUUCCUUCUCUUAUUAGCUACAGAGACAUAAGUCCCAGCUUUGCAGACUGUACAUUCUGCCUCCCAUUUGACACGACCCGGACGAAAACAGGGGUACUUUUUUCGCAUUUCAUCAGUGAAAUGACAUUUGCGUUUCGGUAUUUUCUUUCGGUUCGAGUGUUCUCUCGCAGUGUGCCUACCUGCCUGUCAGCCUGCGAGGAGUGAGUGAGUGAGUGUGGAGCGUUCCGGGGUUCGGCUCAAACUCCGCCUCUCAGGGCGUGUUUCCAAAAGAACCAUUCAACGUGAAUGGUAACCGGCUCAUUAAUAUUUAUGUCCGUCGGAUUACCAGCCAAUCACGAAGCGCGUUCAUCAGCCGGCUCAUUAAUAUUUAUGUCCGGCUCAUUAAUAUUUAUGAAAAGGGAAAGUGCCGUAUCCGUAGGCCACAGGCUACGGGUAUGGGUCCGUAUCUGUAGACACUACCAUGAUAAAUACUCUGGUCUGUGACGCGCUCAAGCUAGGCAAGAUCAAAAACCCGGACAUUUGAAGGACUUUAUAAACCCCGGCCGGACAGCCCGGACAGCCUCUCAAAAGAGGACAUGUCCGGGCAAAAGAGGACGUAUGGUCACCCUACCAUAUCAGUGUUCAUGUUGUUUCGUUGUUACCUCUGGCGAUUUAAAGGUUAAAUCAGAAGUUUCAUGUGACUAUAACAAAUCGGUUUAAUACCACAAUUUUCACAGUCAACGUAUUUCCUUUAACAAUAAUCAACUAAGCUUUGUUGUCUUUGCUCAACGUAAGUAUCACAGUAUGAGGCAAUUCCUCAACUGUAAGAAAUAGUUAAUUGUAAUAAUAAUAAAAAGAGGGUAAAAUAAAAAAAAAAGGUUCACGUAAACCAGCAAUGUCAGAGUUUGAGUUUUCUCCUGAAACUGGUGAAGAUGGUGAUGACAAGCAGCAAUGUAGCACAAGUGAGCAACCACAAGCAACUAAAGGCAAAGGAGCUGAUAGUCCAACAGCACAAGAGCUGCAAAGGGUACAACGAACACGCAAGUUGACAGAGCGGGGUCAAGAGCUGCAUGAUGAGCAAGUGAGAAGAUUUGCAAAUCGCUUCACUGUGUGCUAUGACAAGUGGAAGGCUAUUGCAAAGGAUGCCAAGCAGGCACUGCAUGAACAAUGCUCAAGGGACCAGUUGCAUGAACACAUCACAAAGGUAACUCAGGCCUCACGUAAUCCGAAUGUUGUUUAUGACGAUUUAAGACGCCAUGACAUUCCUCACAAUGACACACGUCGCAGAGUGGACACCUGUGAAGCGGUAACAAGGACCAUCAUUGAGACUGCAAAAAGACAUUUGAACACAGAAAAGCGUGAUGAAGAUGUGAAAGAGACAGAAUCUGUAUUUAAGUCUCCAUCCUCAGACAAAUCAAGUAUCAGAUCUCACAACACUAAGUCAUCUGCUCAUUCUGGAAGUCGCUCAAGGAUCACAUCCAGACAUUCAAGCCUGUCGUCCGCCAGAAGACAAGAUGCAGCUGCUGAAGUCGCCGCCAGUGAGGCAACUUUAGAGGUGCUUCUGGAACAAGAAGGUCACAUUAAGGAAAUUCAAAGACUUGAAGCUGAAGCUGCCGAUCUACGAGCAAAACAAGAGGCUGAAAACGCUGAAAGAGAAAGAGUAUUAGAAGCGAAGCGCAGACAGUUAGAGCGGUUGGAAACAAUUAAGAACAUAAAAGCUGCUAAAGCAAGACAGCAAGUAUAUGAGCAGAGUAUAUGUUCAGAGGAAGAAAUAGAUGAGUUACUCCAUGAGCAUGUCCCUGUAAUAAAAAGAGAGGAAAUAAAACAUAAAGAUAACCUACCACAACAUCGCUUCCCACCUCAAGAUUUAACAUCUCUAAGACAAGAAGACAGCACAACAGCUCUUGUUAGAGCUUUUGCAGAAUCCAUCAGCGCAAGUCGCCUUCCUGUACCUGAGCCGACAACUUUCAGCGGUGAUCCACUCCAAUUCAAUGACUGGAAGGUUUCCUUUCAAACCCUCAUAGACAGGAAAAACAUACCUGCUGAAGAGAAGAUCUAUUAUCUGCGAAAAUACAUCGAUGGACCUGCCAAGAAGGCCAUAGAGAGCUACUUCCUGCUGAGUACAGAGUCAGCCUAUAAUGCAGCAUGGACUAUUCUGCAGGAGAGAUAUGGCAAUCCAUUCCUUAUUGCCAAGGCCUUCAGAGACAAGCUCGACGCUUGGCCAAGGAUAAGUUCUAAAGGCAAUAUCAAACUUCAAGAAUUUGCUGACUUUCUGCGUAGCUGUGAAGCUGCCAUGUCUCAGGUUAGGGGUCUUGAAGUCCUUAACGAUUGCAAUGAAAAUCAGAAGAUGCUUGCUAAACUUCCAGACUGGCUGACCUCAAGAUGGAAUAGAAAGGUCAUAGAAGUGGAAGAACAAAGUCACACCUUUCCAAGUUUCAGUCAGUUCGUGGAGUUCCUCACACGCGAAGCCAAAAUUGCUUGCAAUCCAAUAACAUCUCUCCAUGCUCUAAAACCAAGUGAAAGUGAAAGGACAAAGCUUUCAAAGAACAGAGCUCCUGGAGCAAAGGUGCUAGCAACCAGCUCAAAUGAAAAGGCUGCCACUACCAAUUGUGGAUAUUGUGAGAGGGCAGGUCACAGUCUGCAGGAGUGUCGUAAAUUUAUGGAUGAGACAAUCACUGAGCGAGUAAAGUUUGUUCAAGAAAAGAAAUUAUGCUUCGGAUACCUGAAGUCUGGCCAUCGCUCAAGGGACUGUGACAGCAGAAAUACCUGUGAUAUAUGUGAGAAAAGGCAUCCAACUUGUCUCCACGACAAUUGCACCAAAGAAAAAAGGACAUCAGCUAGAACUGACAGAGUAAGAAACAGUCAUAAGCCAGGAGAAAGAAAUGUGGACAGCCCACAAGACAGAACAGUAAGAACAGCAUAUGAAGCAACAUCUAAUAGAGUCAUCCAGCAUGUUAAAGACACUCACACAUCCUCUAUCAUUCCUGUGUGGGUGUCAGCUGCAAGUGAGCCAAACCGUGAAGUUCUUGUGUAUGCACUCCUUGAUACACGGAGCGACACAACGUUUAUCCUGGAAGAAACAGCAAAGGCAUUACACACAAGAAACGAACCAGUUCACUUAAAGCUCUCCACAAUGUCCUCAAGAAAUGCAGUAGUGUCCUGCAAGAAACUGACUGGUUUACAAGUAAGAGGAUUCUACUCAGAUAGAAUAAUUCCUCUGUCAGUGACCUACUCAAGAGAAUUCAUCCCUGCAAACAGAGACCACAUUCCCACACCGGAAACUGCUAAGGUAUGGCCUCAUCUUGAACACAUUGCAGAUGACAUUGCUCCUCAGCAAAGCUGUGAUGUCGGCCUGCUAAUUGGCUACAAUUGUCCUCAAGCUCUUGUUCCACGACAGGUGGUGUCUGGUGAAGAAAAUCAGCCCUAUGCAUUGAGAACAGACUUGGGCUGGAGUGUGGUUGGUUAUGGGAACCCAUGCAUCAACUAUGGAGACCCUAUAGGAGUCAGUCAUCGGGUAAUUGUGAAGCAAGUGGUUCCAGAUCCUCAGUUCUCUUCAGACCUCACACAUGAAGUGCACUACGUCUGUAGAACACAGAUCAAGGAAUUAGUUUCACCAGCAGAAAUUGUCAGAGUGCUAGAAUCUGACUUUGUUGAAAGAAUGUCAGAAGAUGGAAACAUCUCUCAAGAAGAUGUCAGAUUCCUGGCAAAGAUGAAAGGAGGCAUCAGACUCAAGGAUGAUGGCCAUUUUGAAAUGCCACUUCCAUUCAAGAAUGAAAGACUCAACUUACCAGAUAAUAAGAUAUGUGCCAUCCAUCGUCUCAAGUGCCUAGAAAAAAGCUGAAAAGAAACGAGCAAUACUUCAAAGACUACAAGGCUUUCAUGGAGGAGACCAUAAGUCGUGGGGAUGCAGAAAGAGUCCCAGAUGAAGUCCUCAGGAAAACUCCAGUGUGGUACAUCCCACAUCAUGGGGUGUAUCAUCCACAAAAGCCGGGCAAGAUCUGAGUCGUGUUCGAUUGCUCUGCAAAGUUUCAAGGGACAUCCUUGAAUGGUCAUCUCCUAACUGGCCCGGAGCUGACGAACACCUUGGUUGGCGUCUUGUGUCGUUUCCGCAGAGGUCCGGUGACAAUUAUGUGUGAUAUAGAACGCAUGUUCCACCAAUUUCAUGUAUGUGUGGAUGACCAAGACUACCUACGUUUCCUUUGGUGGGAGAAUGGAAACCUUGAAGCCCAGCCUUCCAUCUAUCGUAUGAAGGUCCAUUUGUUCGGCGCAGCUUCCUCACCUGGUUGCGCCAACUAUGGACUAAAGCACCUUGCUGCUGAAGGACAAGGACGCUUCAGUGAAGACACUAUCAAGUUCAUUCAGACCAACUUCUAUGUUGAUGAUGGCUUGUCAAGUGUGGCAACCCAAAGCCAAGCAAUACAGCUGGUCAAGGAGGCAAGAGAGCUUUGUGGUAUGGGCAAACUUCGACUUCACAAGUUCAUUUCCAACAGCAAGGAAGUUCUUGCCACUAUUCCCAAUGAAGAAUGUGCUGUAGCUCCCAAAGACCUAGAUAUGGCACUCAGUGAGCUACACAUAGAGAGAGCACUUGGCGUGCAGUGGUGUGUGGCAUCAGGUAAGUUCCAGUUCAGAGUGGUCAUUAAGAAGGGUCCACUCACCCGAAGAGGAGUAUUGUCUACAGUAGCUUCAGUGUUCGAUCCACUGGGAUUUGUGGCACCCUUCAUCCUGUUGGGAAAGCAGAUACUACAACAAAUGUGUCGUGACAAGCUCAGUUGGGAUGAUACCUUACCUGAUGACCUUCGACCUCUGUGGGAGUCUUGGCUUCAUGACUUGCCAAACUUGGCUGAUAUAGGGAUCCAGAGAUGCUACAUACCAUUAAACUUCAAGAUACAACACUAUGAGCUCCAUCAUUUCUCUGAUGCCAGUGUGAAGGAUCCCCAUGAUGAAGGAGCAGUGGACUUCACCGGAUGUGCUGACAGCCCUGAGCAUUAAACCCGGCGCCAUUCAGCUGUGACCUCCGUAGACCUGUUGGACCAGGUCCAUUUGGGCGGAACCGAUCUCUUUAUGCAGGACGACUACCACAUUGCCCUCGGGACACACAGCAGCUGAGAAGUCAGGCCUUCCCAAAUCGUUGUGAGAUCUACCAAGGCAUCCUCUGGGUCCCAGCAUCAGACGGUUCCACUUCAGUGACUCCAGCUGAGCUUGCUCUGAUUCCAUUCUAUGGACAGGGACUGAUGACAACAUGGAGAACAACCACACCUUCCUGUACUUUGCUUAUGGUAGUAACCUGCUGAAGGAGCGGCUCCAGCUCAAGAAUCCCUCUGCCACAGUUCACUGUGUGGCCAGGCUCAAGGACUAUAAACUAGUUUUUGGGAACCAUAAAGGCCUUUCCAGUGACCGGUGGCAUGGAGGUGUGGCGACCAUAGAGCACAGCCCAGGAGACGAGGUCUGGGGUGUGGUGUGGAGGAUGAACAUGUCUGAUCUGGAGUCUCUAGACAGUCAAGAGAAUGUGACGUUAGGUGCGUACAGCCCUGUGGAGCUGUCAGUGAAGACAAAAGGUCAGGAGCUCAACUGUCGUACUUACAUAAUGAACAGCUGUGUGUAUGCCCCACCAUCGCCUCAGUACCUACAGGUGAUUGUGAUGGGAGCAGAACAGAACGGCUUGCCGAAGGACUACCAGGAGAAACUGCGAGCAGUCAAGACCAACAUGUAUGAAGGUCCCCUACCCAUGAUGGCCGAACUGGAGCGAAUCAGAAGAAGAGCCAAAGAGAGGGCCAAGCAUCGUUCUGAUGCCUAACCAUCCAGCAGAGUCCUGGUCCACUAUUUACUACAGGAACAUCUUUGUGACACUGUAUCGACCCUCAUGCCGUAGCUUAACAACUUCACCUUAGCUAGCUGGUUUGUCUUAGAGACAAUCUCACUUUCAGCUGCAGGGUCUAUGAGUAAAAAUGUGACCCAUGUCAAUGAUAGAACACAGCAGUGAUGGGUCUGUGGUCCAACUUCAGUUGCCUAUAGAGGUGAACAUAAUAGAUGCCUUUAGACAGAGAUGUGACAGGGACAAAUUAAAGGAAAAACCACUUUGCAUCAAUUCAGCUCCUCUCUGGAACUCUACUGGAGGGCUGAAACACAAUUCUUCCAAAAUUAAUUUCCAGUUUUUGUUUUAAUGGCAAUAGUGGUUCAUCGUCAAACAUGUCGGUCCAAAACCUCACAUAUGUGUUCAGUUGGAUUAAAGGAAGAAAAAAAAAAGUGUUUUUUCAUACAGUAGGUGAACAAUCAGAACAGCUUUGUAUUGAUGGUCACCUUUCCCUCUAAGUGGACAAGUGAAUGGUUUUUCUUUGAAUUUGUCACUGUUUAUAUUUCAGUGCUUCCAGUAACAGUCAAACCAGAGCAAUUCUGAGAACAUCAAAACAAUGAAGUAAUAGAUGUGGAAUUAUGUAGUGGGUAAAAAGAGGUAAACGGAAUAAUUUCUUUGUCUUUUAUAUUCUUUAAAGUAGCCAUCCUUUGCAUUGAUAACAGCUUUGCACACUGUUCAUUCUCUAAACCAUGUCCAUGAGUUUGUCACCUGGAGCUUUUGCAGUUCCCACAUACUGUACAGAGAGCACUUAAGGGCUGCUUUUCUAUGUCUCUACAGUCCAGCUCAUCCCAAAGUAUUUCAGCUGACUCACUGAGGAGGAACGGUUAUCUGAUGUUCUACUUUCUGACCUUUUAACAAAGCCUGGCAUUGGUGAAGAACAAAUGAGGACAACUAGAUGGUUGCUGCAGAAUAUUGUGGUAGCUAGGGUGGUUAAAGCUUUUAGGUGUUAUCACAUUGAACCAAUCUGAAGGUGUGAAGGGAUCAUUCUCAAGGAGAAAAACUUCUAAAUAAGUCAUUUGAUGAACAAAGAUGAGUUUGCAGGGACUUAACCCUCAUGGUGUCCUGCGGGUCAAAAUUGACCCGUUUUAAAGUUUGAAAAUGUGGGGAAAAAAAUAUUUUCACAGUGAAACUUCUGAUGUCCACAUUUUCAACAUUUUUGGGAAAUCUUUGAACAUUUUUUGGUGGAAAAAAGAAAUGUUAAAAAUGUUUCUUAAGAACAUUCACAAAAAAAUCAACCAAAGUCCAGCAAAUUUUGUUGGACUUUGGUUCUGGUUCUGAUAAGUCUGGUUCUGAUAAGUCUCAGACUUGGACUUAUCAGACUAAAGUCCAGAUUUCCAAUGAUCUAUUGUCCAGUUAUUGUGUUUCUCAGUCCACUAGUUCUCUUUCUGUUCUUGGUCUUUGUAGGUGGCACAAGGCACGCCACAGAAGAAUCUGUUUGUAUUCGUGAUUCAUUCAACAUUGACACUGCUCAUCCAGUCACUUCCUGUGUCCUGAUCACAUGGACUGCUCCCUCACAACAGGUCAACAAAACUGCUGCUCAGUUUUUGUCUCUAAUCUUAUGCUCCUAUAACUAGGACCUCCUGCUCUCUUCAUUUGCGCUUUGACUUCUGGGCAGACGUCUCCCCCUCCUGCAGAUGCACCAAAAUCUUCUCCGUGGCAGUAAUGCAAGAGUCUGUCUGAAGAUACCUUGUUAGUCAGGUAUGCACCACUAACUCAGUGUAAAGUAGUUUAAUUCAAGCUAGUAGCUACAAAAGUCUGCAAGCUAACUCUGUAAGCAACAGGAGCAACAAAACAAACCAGUGUCAGUCUGAUUACUCUGUACGGAGUAACCACAUUGAACAGAGCUGCACGUGUUCGAUUCAUGGACUGUAUUAACUGCCCAUGUCAAUGACGGGCAUACCAAGCUAGCACUGAAACAGUGUACAUGGCUUAGCACAGGAGAGCUUAAUGUUGUUAAUGCACCUUUACAGAUUAGAUUAAAUUUAAGGAGUUUACUGUUGUGAUCUCUUUUUGUGGUGAGGUUAUUGGGUAGUUGCUCUACUCUCUGCCACCCUGUCAAAUUUAUUUAUUCAUUUAUUCACACAUAUGUAGCGCCUUGAUGCAAACUAACUUUCUUUUUUCUACACAGAUUGCCUACAUAUACUAUAAUCUGACUGUAAACAUUGACACAUAAACAGAGGACACAUUUAAAAGUCCUGAUUUACAUACUGCAUGUGGUACAUAAGAAAGCAAAGAAUUAUUUCUGCCGUGCACACGACAAGCACACUGACACACACCACACACGCUCUUUUUAGUUCUGUAAUAAGAACAAAUAGUUACUAAUAGAUCACAUUGUAUAUAAUGUUUUGUUUUUGCUUUUUAAAUAAACCUGUGUAAAUAUACAUGCUGCUCUAUUUAAUGUUGCAUCAUUGUGAAUGCUGCCAACAAAACUUUAAAAUCCAUCUAUUUAGCCAUUCAUACUGAAAAUUUGGUUGUAGUUAAUAAUUCAAACAUUAUUUAUCUUCCACAUUUAUCUAAACUUAUGAUUUGCUUUCUAUUCCUUUAACUGAAGGUGGUGUCCUGAUUUUAGAUUAGACUGAAUUGUGGAGACUGGUUUAAUAACCCAGUUGCACCUUUAUUCUCCCUCAUUACUGGUUUCUUUCCAGCAACUGGAACAUGAAGGCCUGAUUCAUAAAUGAUCAUCUCAGAUUAUGCUUUAAGAAAGGAAGUUCUACCACUUAACCUUUGACAAAGCUCAGCUGUUCAUUUAAAAACAUUCCAGGUGACCUCAUGAAGCUGGUUUAACAUCGUGUGCAAAACAGUUUUUGAGGAGAGGCUGCUGUGAGGAAUCUAAAAGAUGAUCGACAUUUUUCUUGGUUUACACCUUUUUGGCUUAAUGCCUGGCUCCCUAUAUGUUAUUUCAUAGUUCUGAUGUCUUCAGUGUUGUUCAGCAAUGUAAUAUAAUUACAAAAAUACAAAAAAUAAAAUAAAAACUUGAAAGA